AAUCGUCUUAAAUCGAGAUAUAAAUUAAUUUUAUUAAAAUAUAUUUCAAUAACAAAAUAACUUUUAACAAACCAAAUGUUUCUUUUAAAUUUAAAACCAACAAACCAAUACCCAACUAUACUCAAAGCCCUGUACACGCGUUAUUUAUCAGUUUCUAAAACUGGUAAAUCCACAACAAAAACUUCCCCCACCAAACCGGUACAGGCCGCAAAAAAAGAAAAACCAGUUCCCGCAAAACAUACACCGACAAAGGAAAAGAAACCCCAAAUAAAAACUGUACAAAUAUAUCGCUGGAAACCGGGUGAUAAACCUAAAAUGCAAACUUAUAAAGUUGAUCUAAGCAGCAUUAAUCCCAUGGUUUUAGAUGUAUUACUGAAAAUCAAAAACGAUAUAGAUCAAACUUUAACUUUUAGACGUUCUUGCCGUGAAGGUAUUUGUGGUUCUUGUGCCAUGAACAUUGGUGGCCUCAAUACUUUGGCCUGUAUUCAUAAAACUGAUACAAAUCUCUCAAAACCCUUAAGAAUUUAUCCCUUACCACAUAUGUAUGUUAUCAGAGAUUUGGUAACUGAUUUUUCACAAUUCUACGAACAAUAUCGUUCCAUACAACCGUGGCUGCAGCGCAAGGAUUUGAAGAAUGAAAUCCCCGGUUGUGCCCAAUAUCUGCAGCAUCCUAAAGAUCGUGAUGUUUUAGAUGGUUUAUAUGAGUGUAUUUUAUGUGCCUGCUGUCAGACUGCCUGCCCUUCGUACUGGUGGAAUAGUGAUCGUUAUUUGGGUCCAGCCAUUUUAAUGCAAGCCUAUCGUUGGGUUAUCGAUUCUCGGGAUGAGGCAACCGAAGAACGUUUGAAACGUUUAACAGAUCCUUAUAAACUAUAUCGUUGUCAUACUAUACUGAAUUGUACUAACACUUGCCCGAAAAAUUUAAAUCCUGCCAAAGCCAUUGUUAAAUUAAAGCAAUUAUUGGCUGGUUUAAAGACUAAAGACAAACCUAAGUUGGAGACGGAUAAAUUGUUCAAGGAAUAAAUACACAAAAUACCUACAUAUAUUUUUUUAAUUAAUUACAUAUAUAAAUAACUUUCAUUUGUAACAAAUACAACUCAAAUUUAUGUUCCUUCUUAUGCUACUUCUUCUUAUUAAAAUAUUACAGUAUGUUCGUCUA
Lucilia cuprina (Australian sheep blowfly) is the source of this 1156-nucleotide messenger RNA. RefSeq names its product succinate dehydrogenase [ubiquinone] iron-sulfur subunit-like. Gene Ontology annotation, cellular component: mitochondrial membrane. The record is from RefSeq and is a predicted model, not a curated record. The coding region runs from base 76 to 1020 and encodes 314 amino acids. The transcript has a single exon. NCBI's taxonomy places the organism in Eukaryota, Metazoa, Arthropoda, Insecta, Diptera, Calliphoridae. Gene Ontology annotation, biological process: tricarboxylic acid cycle; aerobic respiration; respiratory electron transport chain. Gene Ontology annotation, molecular function: 2 iron, 2 sulfur cluster binding; electron transfer activity.